AGCGGACGUUCCUGGCCAGCCUCCAUUCGGUCGCAGGCUCUGUAUUCGGUGUCUGAUAGGGGCUUCAAGCCAGGGGUGAAAAUGGGACCUGGACCCCGCAGGACCCGUCCCCGCUUAACUCCCAGGCGCUUCAGUGACCCUCUCGGGGCUCCGCCACCCACCCAGCCACCCUCAGGGGCUCCAGCCACCCAAAUCUCCCCGACGCGGCGGGUCCCUCCUAUCCGGCGACAGGCAGCGGGGGGUCGGCAGUGACUCACCGGAGGGCCAGCGGCCGGAAUACGCUCACUUCCUCUCCGCGCGCACCUGCCGGGCCCCGCUGGAGCGCCGCCCGGCCGGGCCUCCGGCGGAUGUUUUUUCUGUCCCCGCGCUCGCAGCCAGUGCGCGCCAACCACCGCCUCCCCGCCGCUCCCCGCGCCCCCUGCAACUGGCACCCCCAACCACCGCUGCCCCGGGAAUCACAAAAUUGGACCCUAAACACUGACAUCCCCAACAGACAAGCGCGCACACACAGAGCAACCACAAGCGUGGCCUCCAGCCCCGCGCAGCUACAGAAACGCACACUUGAGCACACCCACCAGCUGGAAUCCAAGAAACAGAAUUACAGCUUUUCCAGCUCUACUCAGCAGGGGGCCAGGGUCCUCACUUUAUAAACAUUCCCAAGCCUGUGAGAGCAGAGGGCACGGAGAUGGUGUGAGACAGAAGCCCAGGGGAGAAAGACAGAAACUAAGACCGAAGGAGAAAAAGAAAAGCCAGAGACAAGACCAGAAGAGAGGCCAAGAAGGGAUCGCGAGGGCUGUGCUACAGGAAUGACCCUAAGGAUGCUCUGGGCUGGACAGGCGAAGGGGGUCCUGGGAAGCCGGGGGAUCAUCUGCUUGGUGAUCUCUCUGCUCCUCCAGCAGCCAGGAGUCCACAGCAAGUGCUACUUUCAAGCUCAAGCCCCCUGCCACUAUGAAGGGAAAUAUUUUACCCUGGGUGAGUCUUGGCUCCGCAAGGACUGUUUCCAUUGUACCUGUCUGCAUCCUGUCGGUGUGGGCUGCUGUGACACGUCCCAGCAUCCCAUCGACUUCCCUGCAGGCUGUGAGGUACGUCAGGAGGCAGGAACCUGCCAAUUCUCCCUGGUGCAAAAAUCUGACCCUCGGCUGCCCUGCAAAGGAGGAGGGCCCGACCCAGAAUGGGGCUCAGCUAACACCCCUGCUCCUGGGGCUCCUGCUCCCCACUCCAGCUAA
Lutra lutra (Eurasian river otter) is the source of this 1226-nucleotide messenger RNA. It is a transcript of the gene MSMP, whose product is annotated as microseminoprotein, prostate associated. The record is from RefSeq and is a predicted model, not a curated record. The transcript is spliced from 4 exons. NCBI's taxonomy places the organism in Eukaryota, Metazoa, Chordata, Mammalia, Carnivora, Mustelidae. Bases 807 to 1226 code for a protein of 139 amino acids.